UGGUCGAGCGGCGUCCUGGGCGCCGAGCUGCGGGCGGUUGGGGAUGGACUCUCAGACCGCCGGGGCCCCGGCGCUGGGGGCGGCGGAGCCGCCGCCGGGUCUGCCGCUGCUGAGCACGCGGAAGGCGCCCCCCAGGCCGGGGGCUUCCUUUGCCCCAGCUGGCCACGCCGGUCAGGAGAGAGAGACUGAGAAGGCCGCGGAUCGACUAGCCAGUGGAGCACAGAGCAUCCCUCAUGAUAGUCUUGCCCAUGGUGAGGGCACCCAUUGUGAAGAGGAAGGCUUUGCUGUGGAUGACGAGGAUUCUGAUGGGGAACCGAAUCCCUGGGAGCUGUCAGAAGGGGUGUCCGGCUGUCCACCCAGGGAACAGGCUGCUGAUCUUUUUAACGAGGACUGGGACUUGGAGUUGAAAGCAGAUCAAGGGAAUCCAUAUGAUGCUGACGACAUCCAGGGUUGCCUUUCUCAAGAGGUCAGACCCUGGGUGUGCUGUGCCCCGCAAGGAGACAUGAUCUAUGACCCCAGUUGGCACCAUCCACCUCCACUGAUACCCCAUUAUUCCAAGAUGGUCUUUGAGACGGGACAGUUUGAUGAUGCCGAAGACUGAGGGCAUAGCUUUUGCCUGGUGGUCAGGACCAUCUGGCAAAAGGUGCCCAGGCCUUGAGCAUACAGAGAACCUGAUGGACCCAGAGGGGCCGUGGGACAAGGAGGACCUGUGAAGAUGGAUAUUGGAUGACGUCAUGCACUGCUUGAGGAAGUGAGAACCCCAGAAGGCCCAGAUGGAAGCUCGGGGUCGGAAAUUGGGAUGGUCAGAGAGAUGACAGUUUUGCUUCUUGAACCCCCAAGAUGCAGGAGAUGCAGAGUUAACAGAAGCCUAGAUGAGAACGACUUACUGCUGGGGUCAGGGGACCAGGCCAUCAGGAUUCUCCGGUCCUCCCCUUUGAGUCAGAGACAGAAAUUUCCCCAGGAGACAUGCUCCCACAUUCUGACCAUUGCAAGUCUUACUUCCACUGUAGCCAUGUGACUUUUUCUCAUCAAUGACAAGUGAGUGGAAGUGAAGUGUGAUGCUUGUGGGUCAACUUUUAAGAAGCAAUGAAACCUUUCCACUUUUUUGUUUUCUUUCCACUUGCCAUAAAGAGGCCCCAGGGGAUGGUAGGGUCACAAGAUGGAAGGAACUUGGGUUCCUGUGUCACCACAUGGAGAAAAGCUGCCUGUUCACCAGGAACACUGAGAUUAACUGAGGAUAGGAUCUGCAUGGCCCUCUGAAGGCUUUCCCAGCCCAGUCCUGCCUCCUCGGCCUUUAUCUUUCAUAGUUACGGCCCUCCAGCAAAUCUUUCACGCCUAACUCCAGCUCUGCAUCUAAGUCCAGCAUCUGCUUCCUCGACGACCCAUAUCGACAUAGAAUCACAAAAUGGUGGAAGAGUCUGUAAGAACUCUGAGAAACCAAAGAGGAAAGACUAAUGAAAGACAGGAGACGAAAGAGAAAGCAGCAUGGAAAGCAAAUUCUAUAGUAACAAAGAUGGACAGAUAACACUGAAAAAAGAAGGGGAUGAUUGGAAACAAGAUGACUGCUUUCUAGAAGUCCUGGCUGUUAGUAAUCAAUAAAGUCUGAUGAAUGUGGAAAAACAGAACACAGUAAAAAUGUGUUACAGCUGAGUGUCUUGCAAUGCAAGCGAGUGUGAAUUAAGUGCUAAACACAUAAAUAUAUGAAAGUAGUUGUAUCUGUUGUAACUCACGCCGCUACAGGAACUUUUAAGAGUUGCUAAUAAAAUAUUAAUGCAUUUUA
This is a messenger RNA of Physeter macrocephalus (sperm whale), 1780 nucleotides long. RefSeq names its product coordinator of PRMT5 and differentiation stimulator (gene COPRS). Gene Ontology annotation, molecular function: histone binding. Bases 44 to 601 code for a protein of 185 amino acids. The record is from RefSeq and is a predicted model, not a curated record. Lineage: Eukaryota; Metazoa; Chordata; Mammalia; Artiodactyla; Physeteridae. The transcript has 9 exons. Gene Ontology annotation, cellular component: nucleus.